UGCAGAUUUUUUUAGACCUCACUAUAACCUUUAGUAAAAGUGGUGUGCAACAGUUCACAGUGUGCCACUGUGAUUUCAGUGCCUCCAGGCGCACCAUUAGAUUAUAUCUUCUGCGAAUAUCCAUUUAAAUCGGUUCCACGCACUUCUUGAGCCUUACAUUACCCAAAAUAUAUAAUAUUUAGGAGUUUUUGAGAUGCGUCUUUCCAGAUCUUUAUCAAUAACAUCAUUAACCGGACUUCCACUCUGGGAGGAGGAUAGUCUGCCUGUGGAGGAUCUCUUACUCUUUGAGAUUGCAUGGGAAGUAACUAAUAAAGUUGGUGGUAUAUACACUGUUAUCCAGACUAAAGCUAAGAUUACAGUGGACGAAUGGGGGGAGAACUACUUCAUGAUGGGUCCUUACUACGAGCACAAUUUCAAGACACAGGUGGAGCCAUGCGAACCUCCAACCCAAGCCAUAAAAGUGGCAAUGGACUCCUUGAUUAACAAUGGCUGCCAGGUGCAUUUUGGCCGCUGGUUGAUUGAGGGUAGUCCAUAUGUUAUUCUGUUUGAUAUUGGGGCAGCUGCAUGGAACCUGGACCGGUGGAAGGGAGAUCUGUGGAACGCAUCUAGCAUCGGGCUGCCGUAUCACGACAGGGAGGCCAAUGACUCACUCAUAUUUGGUUCUCUUGUGGCCUGGUUCUUCAAAGAGUUAACAGACCAACUUCAGGACAAGCCUAACGUAGUUGCUCAUUUCCACGAGUGGCAAGCCGGGACGGGGCUUGUACUGAGCCGCUCUCGUAAAAUUCCCUUGGCAACUAUUUUUACCACACAUGCCACCCUGCUGGGGCGUUACCUGUGUGCAGGCAAUGCAGACUUUUACAACAACCUGGAAAAGUUCAACAUAGACCAAGAGGCAGGAGAGAGACAAAUCUACCAUCGGUACUGUUUGGAGAGGGCUGCGGUGCACUGCGCACAUGUCUUCACCACUGUGUCUCAGAUCACAGCUGUGGAGGCCAAUCACAUGCUCCAUAGACAACCAGAUGUCGUCACCCCAAAUGGCCUUAAUGUUAGGAAGUUUUCAGCCAUGCAUGAGUUCCAAAACCUGCACUCCACAAACAAAGCCAAGAUCCAGGAGUUUGUAAGAGGCCACUUCUAUGGACAUCUGGACUUCAACCUGGAUAAGACCCUCUUCUUCUUCAUCGCCGGUCGAUAUGAGUUUUCUAAUAAGGGAGCAGACCUGUUCCUUGAAUCUCUGUCUAGAUUAAACUAUCUGCUACGGGUGCACAAGAAUGAUGUCACAGUAGUUGUGUUUUUCAUCAUGCCCGCAAAGACCAACAACUUCAACGUGGAGUCUCUAAAGGGACAGGCUAUACGCAAGCAGCUGUGGGACACAGCCCAGUCUGUAAAGGAGAAGUUUGGCAAAAGGCUUUACGAGGGCUUGUUAAGGGGUGAGAUCCCAGACAUGAGCAAAAUUCUGGACCGAGAUGACUUCACCAUAAUGAAGAGAGCUAUUUAUGCAACACAGAGACACUCAUUCCCACCGGUAACAACUCACAACAUGCUGGACGACUCAACGGACCCAAUCCUGAGCAACAUCCGGCGAAUUGGCCUCUUCAAUGGACGCAAUGACAGAGUGAAGAUUGUGUUCCAUCCAGAGUUUCUAUCCUCCACUAGUCCCCUGCUACCCAUGGACUAUGAGGAGUUUGUGCGUGGCUGUCAUCUCGGAGUGUUUCCUUCUUAUUAUGAACCGUGGGGAUACACGCCAGGUGAAUGUACUGUUAUGGGAAUUCCCAGUGUCACAACCAAUCUGUCUGGAUUUGGCUGUUUCAUGGAAGAACACAUCUCUGACCCGUCUGCAUACGGGAUCUACAUUGUGGAUCGGCGUUUCCGUUCUGCGGAUGAGUCGUGUAACCAGCUGACUCAGUUCAUGUUUUCCUUCUGCCAGCAGUCACGACGACAGCGGAUAAUCCAGCGUAAUCGUACAGAGAGACUGUCUGACCUGUUAGACUGGAGAUAUCUUGGACGAUUCUACAUGCACGCCAGGCAUCUCGCCCUCAGCAGAUCCUUCCCUGCUAAAUUCAAAAUGGACCACCUCAACUUUCCACUGACCCAAGGUUUCCGCUACCCCCCACCCUCCUCGGUACCACCUUCCCCAUCAGCCUCCCUCCACUCCACCCCUCACCACAGCGACGAGGAAGAUGACGAGCCGUAUGAUGAAGAUGAAGAAGUGGAGAGAGACAGACAGAACAUCAAAGCACCUUUCACUCUGGGUGCAGCGCCGGAGGGUAAGAAGACACAACCGGGGCAAAAUGGGAAUUAA
Triplophysa rosa is the source of this 2299-nucleotide messenger RNA. It is a transcript of the gene gys2, whose product is annotated as glycogen synthase 2. The transcript is spliced from 16 exons. The coding region runs from base 194 to 2299 and encodes 701 amino acids. The record is from RefSeq and is a predicted model, not a curated record. Gene Ontology annotation, biological process: glycogen biosynthetic process. Gene Ontology annotation, molecular function: alpha-1,4-glucan glucosyltransferase (UDP-glucose donor) activity. Lineage: Eukaryota; Metazoa; Chordata; Actinopteri; Cypriniformes; Nemacheilidae. Gene Ontology annotation, cellular component: cytoplasm.